GAAGCGCCUUCGUACUGUUCUUCAAUCAUCUGGUUGACGUAUAAAUGCUGAAGGCCGCAUCGCAAUUUGAGACUUGAGAUUCACUCGCUGCUUUCCAUUGAAUCGUCAUUCUGACAACGGCCAGUGUUCGAAUUCUCAGCUUCGACCACCGCAAUGGAGAAAGAUGAGGAGAGGAGGGACAAUGCGCCAGAAUGUGUCACAGAUACUUUUCCUGAGGUUGGAGAAGUCAAGGACUAUGUCACUCACGAUGGCGAUGCUGCACUGGAUUUCUUACGCCAAGAGGCCGACGUUCGUCCUAUGACAGCCGAAGAUGAGAAAAGAUUGGUUCGCAAGAUCGACUGGAUGAUCAUGCCCAUCAUGUGGGUGUGCUACUGUCUUCAGUACCUGGACAAGACAUUGAUCAAUUAUGCCAACGUCAUGGGUCUCCAGGACGAUACUGAAAUGUCCAAAGACCAGUUCAGCAAUCUCGCAUUGAUAUUCUACGUCUCAUAUCUGGCGUUCGAAUUCCCACAUGCGUACGGAAUGCAGAAGCUGCCGACUGCAAAAUACCUUGGAGCCAUGGUCUUUCUAUGGGGCGUCGUCGUGACGGUGACAGCUGCGUGCAAGAACUAUGGUGCUUUGGUGGCGACGAGAGUGCUUUUGGGAGUGUUCGAAUCUGCAGUUGCUCCAAGCUUGAUUUUGAAUACCAGCAUGUGGUACAAGAGGCACGAGCAGCCGCCUCGCGUUGGGCUGUGGUAUCUCGGUGUUGGAAGCGGGACUAUCAUCGGCAGCCUCGUGUCGUUCGGGUUCCAGCAUGUUACUAGCAGGACGUUCUACUCUUGGCAAAUUAUGUUCUUGACUGUCGGCCUUGUCACUUGCACCGCAGGCAUUGUGGCAUACUUCUUUCUCCCAGACAACCCCAUGUCGUCACGUUUGACGUACGAAGAUAAGGUGUGGGCGAUUCGACGCCUGCGUGAAAAUCAAACCGGCAUCGAGAACACCCACUUCAAACCUGCACAAGUGAUCGAGUGUUUCCUCGAUCCUCAGACUUGGCUCAUCUGCCUUGCGACAAUCGCAUCAAAUGUACCUAAUGGAGCUGUCUCGAGCUUCCAGGCCACAAUUAUUAGGAAUUUCGGCUUCGACAGCAAGACGACCGCUCUCCUUCAAAUCCCAUCCGGUGUGAUCUCAAUGAUUGCUAUUAUCAUUUCGACACAGCUUGCCGGCAGGUACAACCAGCGUGGCCUACAGAUCAUCGCACUCGUGCUGGUGGGUGGUGUGCUCGGCGGUGCUCUCAUGGCAUUCCUGCCAGAAAAUCACAAAGCUGGCACGCUGAUCGGCAAUUAUCUCACCAAUGUAAUUGGAGCGUCGUUGCCUUCGAUGUACUCCUUGGUCGCAGCCAAUUACGCCGGACACACCAAAAAGGUCACGAUGAAUGCCCUUCUACUGAUAUCGUUCUGCUUGGGCAAUAUCUUCGGGCCCAUGUCCUUCACUGGACAAAGCGCGCCAGAUUAUAUCCCAGCGAAAAUCACCAUCAUCGCCACCUGCGCGGGGACGUGUGUGUUCGUCGUUUGCCUCCAGGCGUACUAUGUCAUGGAGAACAAGAGACGCGAUAAACUGGCAGCUGAAGCCGCGGAUCGAGAUGAGGACGAAGCAGCGUUCAUGGACAGGACUGAUCGCCAGAAUCAAGGCUUCAGGUAUCAGUUGUAAGAUGUGCAUGGCACGUAGUCUGGAGAGUCCGAAACGCCCUCAAAACUGCAUGCGGACCUUCAGUUUGUCGCCUUCCACAAUCUCGUCUUUUCUGGCC
Molecule: messenger RNA, 1783 nt
Organism: Cercospora beticola
Lineage: Eukaryota; Fungi; Ascomycota; Dothideomycetes; Mycosphaerellales; Mycosphaerellaceae
Biological process (GO): transmembrane transport
Cellular component (GO): membrane
Molecular function (GO): transmembrane transporter activity
Source: RefSeq, a predicted model, not a curated record